Papaver somniferum (opium poppy) is the source of this 576-nucleotide messenger RNA. RefSeq names its product cyclin-A3-2-like. The coding region runs from base 1 to 576 and encodes 191 amino acids. The record is from RefSeq and is a predicted model, not a curated record. Gene Ontology annotation, cellular component: cytoplasm; nucleus; cyclin-dependent protein kinase holoenzyme complex. Gene Ontology annotation, biological process: mitotic cell cycle phase transition; regulation of cyclin-dependent protein serine/threonine kinase activity. The transcript has 2 exons. Lineage: Eukaryota; Viridiplantae; Streptophyta; Magnoliopsida; Ranunculales; Papaveraceae. Gene Ontology annotation, molecular function: cyclin-dependent protein serine/threonine kinase regulator activity.
AUGGAGAGAAUUCAAGAAGAUAUAACAAUUCAAAUGCGAGCGAUUUUGGUAGAUAGGUUGGUUAAAAUAGCUCAAGUGUAUGAAUUUGUGGAAGAUACACUUUAUCUUACUGUCUCUUACAUUGAUAAAUUUCUUUCGUCGAAAUCUGUUCAUCGACAAAGACUUGAAUUGCUUGGUCUUUCGUGUAUGUUUGUUGCGGCAAAGUACGAGGAAAUUGAUCAUCCUAGUAUGGAAGAGUUUAGUUGUAUAACGAAUAAUGCUGAAUUGAGUUUACUGGAUUAUCGUUGUAUCAAGUUCUUGCCGUCUAUGGUUGCCGCUUCGGUUGUUUUUCUUUCGAAAUUCACAAUGCAGCCUAAGAUCCAUCCUUGGAAUUCAGCUCUGCGAACUUACUCAGGUUAUGGCUCAUUUGAUCUCAAGGAUUGUGUUUUAGCUAUUCAUGAGUUGCAGUUGAAUAAGAAAUGGGGUUCUUUGGUAGCAGUAAGAGAUAAGUAUAAACAGCACAAGUUCAAGUGUGUUGCAUUGUUGAUUUCUCCCUCAGAAAUCCCAUCGACUUACUUUGAAGAUGUCAUUCUUUGA